AUGGACAAAGUCCAGGAACAAGCAGAUUUCAUCGGAAAGAAGAUAUCUCCGUUUGUAACCUCACAUCAACCAAACCUCGCAGGAUUCACUGAUCAGAAAAUCAUCAGCGGUUCCCAGCCUCCAGCGACAUCACCUCCUUCUCCUCCAUCCCCGGACAGUGGCGGCGGCGGCGGCUCACAAUCAUCUCCUCCAUCGGUAACUGUUUCUCCACCACCAUCAAAUCAACCUCCUGUUACAACUCCACCUCCAAAGCCUCCUUCGUCACCUCCACCUUCUAUAACUCCACCUCCUUCACCUCCUCAGCCUCAACCUCCACCUCAACAAUCCACCCCGGCCGGAGAUUCUCCCGUGGUGAUUCCUUCUCCAAAGCCUCAACUUCCUCCUCCAACUACUCAGCAACCAGAGGCCAGACCUAAUGAUAUAGGCCAAGAACUACCCAACAACCCUAUUUCUCUCCCCUCUCCGCCUUUAAACCCUUUAUCGCCGCCUUCUCCUGAAGGUUCUUCUUCAUUUUCAUCUCCAUUUCCUCCGGUUAUCUCGCAAAACCCUAAUCUCCCAAGAAACCCUUCACAACCUUUGGACUCACCUCAAACAGGAGGAUCAAAUUAUGUGCCCUCGUCCUCUUCUGUCCCGUCUCCUCCUUCCCUCUCUGGCUCCGAUAACAACUCCGGAGGCUCACAUAAUGCAAAUAGUAAUGGAAAUGGUGGUAAUGGACAACAAAACAAUGAACCUAACUUCACCGAGAAGACAAUGAUCGGUGUAGGGAUCGCAGGUGUAUUGGUCAUUAUAAUCAUUGCUGUCAUCUUCUUCUUUAGGAGGAAACAAAAAAAAUCUUCUUCCCCUAGGUCUAACCAGCAGUAUUUGCCACCGGCUAAUGUCUCUGUUAAUACAGAGGGAUUCAUUCACUACGGACAUAAACCCGGAAACGGGACCGCCUCAGGGCAGAACUCAUCACCGGAUACAAACAACAGUUUAGGGAAUCAAAGACCAGGCAGAACAACCCCUGACUCAGCAGUAUUAGGGACUUCAAAGAUCCCUUUCACCUUUGAGGAGCUAAGCGAGAUAACAGAAGGAUUUAGCAAGAGAUUUGUCAUAGGAGAAGGUGGGUUCGGGUGCGUCUACAAGGGUAUCCUUAGCGAGGGAAAGCCAAUCGCUAUCAAACAGCUAAAGUCAAUCAGUGCAGAAGGAUAUAGAGAGUUCAAAGCUGAAGUGGAGAUCAUAAGCAGAGUGCAUCAUAGGCACUUGGUGUCUCUUGUGGGUUAUUGCAUCUGUGAGCAACAUAGAUUCCUUAUAUAUGAGUUUGUCCCCAACAAUACUUUGGAUUACCAUUUACAUGGCAAAGACUUACCGGUUUUGGAAUGGAGUAGAAGAGUCAAGAUUGCAAUAGGCGCAGCCAAAGGACUUGCUUAUCUACAUGAAGAUUGUCACCCGAAGAUUAUCCAUAGAGACAUCAAAUCGUCAAAUAUUUUGUUGGAUGAUGAAUUCGAAGCUCAGGCAAUUUCUGUACAGGUUGCAGAUUUUGGACUCGCCAGACUGAACGAUACUGCACAGUCCCACAUAUCGACACGUGUCAUGGGCACAUUUGGGUACUUAGCGCCAGAAUAUGCAUCAAGCGGGAAAUUAACGGAUAGAUCAGAUGUGUUUUCAUUUGGAGUUGUGCUACUCGAACUCAUCACCGGUCGCAAACCUGUUGACACCUCUCAACCUUUGGGUGAAGAAAGUCUCGUUGAAUGGGCACGUCCGCGGCUAAUCGAGGCCAUUGAAAAAGGUGACAUCAGCGAAAUAGUGGAUCCACGGCUGGAAAAGCAUUACUUCGAAGAAGAAGUCUAUAGAAUGAUCGAAACGGCAGCUUCUUGUGUUAGGCAUUCAGCACUAAAACGACCUCGUAUGGUUCAGGUUGUAAGAGCUCUGGACACAAGAGACAACUUGUCGGAUCUGUCAAACGGAGUCAAAGUAGGUCAAAGUACGGUCUACGACUCUGGUCAAUACAGUAAUGAGAUUCGUAUGUUCAGAAGAGCCUCUGAGGAUUCAUCGGAUCUCGGUACUAGCAACGGCUACUACACAAGCCAAGACCUUACGAGCCGUGAACUUGAGAGCCGAGCCUUCACCACAAGACACCAAACUAACCAGUACUGA
Eruca vesicaria subsp. sativa (arugula) is the source of this 2136-nucleotide messenger RNA. Lineage: Eukaryota; Viridiplantae; Streptophyta; Magnoliopsida; Brassicales; Brassicaceae. The record is from the annotation of a GenBank genome assembly.